Molecule: messenger RNA, 849 nt
Organism: Oreochromis aureus
Lineage: Eukaryota; Metazoa; Chordata; Actinopteri; Cichliformes; Cichlidae
Product: butyrophilin-like protein 1
Exons: 6
Coding region: 1-849 (282 amino acids)
Biological process (GO): T cell costimulation; cell surface receptor signaling pathway; negative regulation of T cell proliferation
Cellular component (GO): external side of plasma membrane
Source: RefSeq, a predicted model, not a curated record
AUGCUGCUGAUGCUGAUGCUCCUCUUACUGGUUUCCCAGUGUGCCUUGGCUUUGGUAGUGGAGGUGAAUGAGGGGGAAGGGUCUGUCCGAUUGCCCUGUCAGUACUCAAGUUUUAUACCAGAGGACAAUCCCACAGUGCUGUGGACUCGUAAUGAUCUGGAUCCAAAAUCUGUCCACAUACGACGAGAAGGAGGAGAUGAUCUUAGAGGACAAAACCAGCUUUACAGCGGACGCACAUCAAUGAGGUCUGAUGCUCUGGACUCUUCAGACUUCAGCCUCACUCUGAGAAAACCUCAACUGACUGACAAUGGCAACUACACCUGCUCCAUCAGUGAUGGGAGAGAGGAACUGAGACUGAGAGCUGUCCAGCUGCAAGUCAAAGACCAGCAGGUGGAGGUGGAGGUGGAGGACGGGUCAGAGUCUGUCAUCCUGCCCUGCAAAACAAAACCUGACCUGCCUGAGGACACCAAAGUGGAGUGGACUCGCUCUGACCGAGAACUCAUGAUGGUCCAUGUGUUUUCAAACAGAAGUGACCACGUUAAGAACCAGGAUGACCGUUACUAUGGUCGCACAAAGAUGAACAAAGACCUGCUGAGAACUGGAGACCUCAGUCUGACCCUGAAUUACCCCACAGAGAGAGACAGUGGAGGAUACAUCUGCACCAUCUACAGGGACAAAGACAUCCUGAGACAGAAAGUAGUGCUGCAGGUCAAAGAACCAUUUUCAGCCUGGGCCACAGUUCUCCUGGUUCUCUUGGGCCUCCUCAUUUCUGGAGGUCUCAUAUAUUAUUUCCGGCACUAUUUCAUGUCAGGUUACAAGGUGGAGGUGGAUUCAGGGGUGGAAUGCUAA